This is a messenger RNA of Pocillopora damicornis (cauliflower coral), 431 nucleotides long. RefSeq names its product intraflagellar transport protein 25 homolog. NCBI's taxonomy places the organism in Eukaryota, Metazoa, Cnidaria, Anthozoa, Scleractinia, Pocilloporidae. The record is from RefSeq and is a predicted model, not a curated record.
AAUAUCAUUGAUGGAAGUCUUGAUACUUUCUGCCCAACAACUGGAAUGUUUCCUCAAGAAUUCAUCAUCACUUUCAGUGCAUUAAUGAGCAUUGGAAAUAUUAAAUUCCUAUCUUCAAAUGUUAAAAGCCUCUGCAUUGAGAAAAGCACAAAAACGUAACCAGUAGACUUUGAACCUCUUGUGGACAACAGUAAAAGAAGCCAUAGAUAUGUUAUUGAAAAUGUUGCUGUUCAUCCUGGUUACUUAAAGAUUCCUGUUACAUCAGCAUGUCAUCUGAGAUUUCUUAUCAAAAGUGGACUUGAUCAUUUUGUUUCCAUUCAUAAUGUCAGUGUUGAUGGCACAACUGUGUACUGAACUUCAGUCUCUACAUUCAAACAAGCUGUGUAUCUAAGGAAAUACUUGUGCGUAAAUGAACUAAAUAAUUAUAGUAA